UUUGCCACUCGGUAGUCCGACGAGUAUUUAGAAGCUCGAAACUAUCCCCUGCUACCGCAAUCUCUCGUUUACUUUAUACCAAAAUUCAUCGAAGUUAACGAAACGAAACCGGUCUAAUGAUAACAUCAUUCCAUCGAGUUCGGUGAUAAAUUCCUCGAGAAGUUUUUGAAAGACCAGCGUCUUUGUUUGCUCAUUUCACGAGUAAAACUGCAGCGGUGUUGUCCAGUUCCUGAUAUCCAAGGAGGGAAGUACCACCUGUUGCAAGUCAAAGAAUCAAUAGAAAAGGAGAACGACCUGAUGAGUAUCGAUUCCAUUUAUGAAAAAUCAGAAAAAUUUGAAAAUUCUACUUUCUGCUACAUAACUUUACAUUCAUUGGAUAACGCAGAGAAACAUUUCGAUAAAUAAUUGAAACUACAACGUCAUUGGCGGUCUGGAGAGACUUUGAAAUUGUAUAUCACUGCUGAAUACUCCGAUACGUUAAACUGAAGGAAAGAGAAAGAGAACAAAGGAAAUCGGUUCAACUUUAACGUCAUCGAUUGAAAGUCAUACGUUAUCAACUCACCAACAUUCCUCAUGGCUACUAAUAGUGACAAAGCAUUUUCCUAGCAUAGGAGAACAAUCUCGUGUCCAGGAAAUCUUGGUUACGAGUGUAAUUAAAAACUAAAAUCGACUUCAAGUUCGACUUAAUCGCGUGAUAUACAUAGGCCAUUAUUUAUACAUAUAUAUACAUAUAGAUUGUGAAUUACAAUAAUAAUAAAAUAAAAAACUGAAUUCUUUGAACAAAAUAAGAAAAGAGAGAAAAUCUCACGUUGAAAACAAUCUGUAAAAAUUCUUUCCAAGGUGGAUCAACCGUGUUUGUUAAACGAAUUUGUUCGUUCGAGUGUAGUUAUGUUUUCCAUAGAAUACAGCAAGCAAUUCUUAAGCUAUCGCAUACUAAAAUCCAACCGUUUCAAGUACAUCUGACGAUACGGACUCGGACAAAGUGUUUAAUUAGUGCGCGAUAGUGUUCGAAGGCCGGGCUGCGUUGCGGCGGCUGCAACAGCGUGAAAAAAAUCAAACUGCAACCGAUUGGCGAGACCUGAAACGUCUUGCGAAGAAAGGGGUGAAAAACAAACAAAAAAAAAAAAACAGUGAACAAAAUUAAUAUCAAAAAAAUUAGAGGAAUUCGAAUGAUACGGGGGAGAAAUUUUGCCGCCUCUUGUCCGGUCGUCUGAGCAAAGCCAAAAUUUAACAAGGUUUCAGCUAGAGUCGACGAAACGGGCAAUCCGACCCAUUGAAAUUCGUUAGUUAGACGAAAAUUUCAGGGUCAGAAUAAACGAAUAUAAAAUCAACGGGGGCGGGGGCGAACCCCUUUCUCAAAAGGAAAUAGAGAUACAAAAUUGUAAUUUAUUUGAAAAUAAAGAAGGUAAUUGGCUAAAGAUGAAAAAAACAGUGAUACGUAUCGUCGUACGUAUGUGAAAAAAGUAACACGAGUUUCAUACAUUUGGACAUAAUUCAAAUUCAGAUAACAUUAAUAUCAAUACCGUAACUGUACCUGUUUAAUUGAAACACCCUUAUCGUACCGCCGUUGUACAUCCUAUCCCAUUGUUAUUUUCACCAUAGAAAGAGAAAUGAGAACGAAGAAAAUCUAGCGUCGAAAGAGGUGCGGAUUUUGGACCUCGCUGUAGGGUCCGUAACUGGACUUGAGGAAAAAAAUCGGAAGGAAAAGCGUAAAAUUCCAGCUCAAAAUUUCCACGUUUCAUCGAUUGAAAUUUUUGUUUUCCUUGUAUAUGCUCUUAGAUUACGCGUCGUUGUAAAAAAAAUUUAGACAAGAUCAAAAAAAAAACAAUCUGCACGUCUACGGGGUAUAUAACUGCAAAGUAUAAAGAUUGAAAAAGAAAAAAACAAAAGAAUCAUAUUGAAAUUGUGAAAAGGGAAAAAUAUAACUAAAUAAAAUGAUUGUUUACGUACCCGGCAGAAUGCCAAACCACGUUAGUCCCUACGGCGUGGCUCGCUACCCAGGUAGCUUCCUGGGGAGCGCUCCUGCAGAGUACAGGAGCCUGGUGACUCCAUUUUCGGGAAAUCCAAUUGCGAACUACUAUUCAAAUUUGAACCUGGACCAUCCUCGGCCGGACUUUUCGGCUUGGCCACGCAGGAUGCCCGUUGAAGAAGAACUAGGAACUUCCCCACCCGCAGGACUUCCGAGUCUUGGAGCUUCACCCAACAGCCUCGGAACCGCAGGACCUCCGAGUCCGGCCCACAGCGACUCAGACGCCUCAAAUUCUAGCUUGGAACUUGGCUCUGUUAGGAGGGGAGAAAAUACGCAGCUCAAGUGCAGAUGGAUCAAUUGCGGUCGAUGGUUUACAUCUUUGGAACAACUUGCCGGACACGUUGCUAGAUUGCACGCGGCUCCUGGACCGAAAGGGUUGUUUUACUGUGGAUGGGAAGGCUGCGCGAGAGGCGAUCGAGGAUUUAAUGCCAGGUACAAAAUGCUGGUGCAUGUCCGUACUCACACGAACGAGAAGCCGCACCAUUGUUUCCAAUGUGACAAAAGUUUCAGCCGCGCGGAGAAUUUAAAAAUUCACGCCCGCUCUCACACGGGAGAACGGCCUUACGUUUGUCCGGUUGAGGGAUGUAACAAAGCGUACUCAAAUUCGUCGGAUCGUUUCAAACACACGAGAACACACGCCGUGGAUAAACCGUAUUGUUGUAAAGUACCGGGUUGCCCUAAGAGAUACACGGAUCCUUCGUCCCUCAGAAAACACGUUAAAACUUACAGACACUAUGUGAACAACAACGAUAAAAUGCAGGAGAAAAGUUUCGACGAGAAUAGUAGUCAGGAAAAAAUGAUAUUCGAAACCCCCGAGAAACAGAAUGUUUCGGAAUCGGAUAAGAAGGAUUCUAGUAUCGAGAGCAACGCGAGUUCGAGUCCUAAAAUGAGUUACAGUUUUGAAGAACAACAAAAGUUUGUCGAACGGAAUAAUUUUUACAAUCUUGAGAGGAAGGAGGGCCACGUUAUCCCUUCGAAAUUCGAAAACGACGUAAAAGUAUAUACGAGAAUAUACGAUGAGAAUUAUAUUUUACCGGAAAGAAUUCAAGCUAAUCCACUCUACGCACAGUGUCCGAAUACCGACGUUUCACCCCGUACUAGUCCACCGCACGACAUUUUCCCAAGAAUCACGAUGCAAUCCACGCCAAUAAAAAUUGAGGAACCGAGCGAAUAUCAAAGAUCAAUAACAACAGCAGCAACGGUUGAUUAUCGAAACAUAGAGUCGAUCGUUAACAGCAUUCCAAGAAAAGAACUUUCGACAUGUGAGACGAGGAAUUCUGUGAUAAAAAGGGCUGAAGAUGUAAAAAUGGAAAUCGAACAACCGAAAGAGACCAAAGAGGCAACUACGGAAUGCUGCUGUCAUCAUAAAUGUUGUAAUCAUAGCAACGAAAGCAUACUUGAAAAAACGAAAAUUCUCUCCGACUUGAUAUCGAAAGCGCAAAAUCCAUUAUUUAGGCAUUUGCUUGGUUCGGUGGAUCUCCAAUACGGUUUACAAAAUAUGUGGAAUAACAUGGCUGACACGACAAAUACUUGCGGGCAAGAUUUGAGGGUGAAGAAUAAUGACACAGUUACAGAAAUGGAACAAGAUCUGCCGUUAGAUCUGACUAUUAAUAAAUGAUUACCUACUCAAUGAUCAUGAUUACCAAAUACUAUGCAAGAUUGAAAUUUCUUUCACUUAUCACGAUUCUUUUAUCCGCCCUGUUAUCUUACCAUUUCAAACGCAAAUGUGAAAACCAAAUAGAAGAAACAAAAAAACGAAAAAAAAAUCUUAAUGGUAAUUUCACAGAUGGCUAAGUGUCGUUGAAAAAGAUUUCAAUCUAUUCCACCGGUGUACAAAUUCCGUUGUUUUGAUCAAAUAGUAAAGCCAAAUAUAUUUAAAAUGUAUACGAAUCAAUCAGAAAUAUUCGAAAUCAAAUACGAUUUGCUCAAUAUAAUCUAUUUGCCUUAUCAUGCUUUAACGAUAAGUUAUGUUAUGCUCCAAGUUUGUACCAAAAUGUUAUCACCGAUUGCUGCCUUAGACCAUCAUUGGUAUAUCCUAUGUAUAUUCAUAUGUUUACGCAGAAUACGUAUGCAUAUAUAUAAUCACGACCUUUGAACUGGCAUGAUACAAAAGUGAGAAGCAUUCUUCACUUUGUUUCGAAUGUAAAUAAAAAAAUAAAAAAAAAACAUAAAAAUGUGAAAAGAAGUGCCUUAUUCUACAAGAUGAGCUGUAUAACAAUGUGACUACCUAAUAAACCGUAUUAUUUAUAUGAAGAA
Molecule: messenger RNA, 4285 nt
Organism: Athalia rosae (coleseed sawfly)
Lineage: Eukaryota; Metazoa; Arthropoda; Insecta; Hymenoptera; Athaliidae
Product: zinc finger protein 43-like
Exons: 3
Coding region: 1935-3647 (570 amino acids)
Biological process (GO): smoothened signaling pathway; regulation of transcription by RNA polymerase II
Cellular component (GO): nucleus
Molecular function (GO): RNA polymerase II cis-regulatory region sequence-specific DNA binding; DNA-binding transcription factor activity, RNA polymerase II-specific
Source: RefSeq, a predicted model, not a curated record